UCACAGUUCUCAGAAUCGUUGGCAACAACUAAACAAAUAGUUCCUAUUUCAGCAUAAAUAUUUUGAAAAAAAUAAAAAACAUUUUUUGUGAUGGAGCUGGCAGGUAAAUUUCUAAAGCCCGUCUGGCGGCCAAUGAAGCAAGUGGCACGUCUCUAUUGCGAGAAGCCGAUGCGGAGUCUAGUCUCUUUUCCUGUUGCCAAAGUGGAAAGUGGAAAGUCCAAGUACAUGAUGGCCCACGUUUACAUCCACGGCGAGAUGGGCAGUGCCAAGCAGGUGAUUCGUACCCAUUCCAAGGCCAAGUACCAUCUUGAUGUCUACGAUGAGUUGAAAAAGGAAGCCGAGGCCAUGGGCUUGUGCACCCAGGGGCUAGGAGGUGGUUACUUGGUCCAUGACAAGGAGAAGAAGUACAUCAAGCUCUAUGGAAGAUCUCAGGCUUUAGGUAAGGCCGACCAUGAGGCAGCCAGAGAACUACUGCAACCACUCUACAACGAUCACAAAAUUGAUGCUGAAUCUGGCGGCAUGGAACCCUAGAUAAUCUUUACUCUACAUUUUGUCCUUUUUCGGUCCAGCCAAUAUUUUGGUUUUAACAUUGUCUAAAGUUAUAUAUUUUAUAAAUUUUGGUCUUAGGGCCGAGUGAAUAAUUUACGAAAAUUAAAUUUGAAUUUCACAAGGAA
Molecule: messenger RNA, 674 nt
Organism: Drosophila eugracilis
Lineage: Eukaryota; Metazoa; Arthropoda; Insecta; Diptera; Drosophilidae
Product: sex-regulated protein janus-B
Exons: 3
Coding region: 91-531 (146 amino acids)
Biological process (GO): peptidyl-histidine dephosphorylation
Cellular component (GO): cytosol
Molecular function (GO): protein histidine phosphatase activity
Source: RefSeq, a predicted model, not a curated record